AUGGAGCUGGCAACACGAGUGGGCUAUAAAAGCGGGUUUGAAGAGCUGUGGCUCUGGUGCUCCAAGAGCAGGCUCUGCACCGCCUUGACAUCAAGCUGCCCGGCGCAUGCACGAGGGAGGGCUGAGGGGAUCAAGAUGCACUUUCUGAGCUGCACACCCAUCGUCUCACUAUUGAUGACUUUCCUGGCUGUACUGCAUGUGAGUGAAAGAUGUUUUUUUAUUUUGGUUUCAGGUGCCAAAUGGACAUACAGUGGGCCAGAAGGACAACAUUACUGGCCAAAGCAUUAUCCAUACUGUGGUGGAGCUUUCCAGUCUCCCAUAGACCUCAAGCCAGGGCUGCUAAGGUUCGACCCAACUUUACGUCCAAUUGAGAUUCAAAACUAUAACCUGUCGCCCAAUGAGCAGCUUACACUGGGAAACAAUGGACAUUCUGUGCAAAUAUCACUGCCCUCUAAGAUGCACAUCUCCAGCCUGCCUCAGCGUUACACUGCAGCUCAACUUCAUUUGCACUGGGGCUCCUCCAGCAGACUGACAGGCUCUGAACACACGGUGAACAGUAAGCAGUAUGCGGCCGAGAUGCAUGUUGUACACUUCAAUUCAGACAAGUAUCCCACUAUGUCCAUAGCUGUAGACAAAUCUGACGGCCUGGCUGUGCUUGGUGUCCUAAUUGAGGUUGGAGACUUCAAUCCGGCCUUCGAACAGUUUCUGAGGUUCAUCAACGGCAUCAAAUACAAGGAUCAGAAAGUGCAGAUGCCCGGAUUCAACAUCAGACAACUGCUGCCUGCACGUUUGGAUGAGUAUUACCGCUACGACGGGUCACUGACGACUCCUCCAUGUUAUCCAAGUGUCCUGUGGACAGUGUUCCGAAAUCAUGUCACAAUAUCUCGCAAACAGUUUCUGGCCCUGGCAACAUCCCUCUACUCCUCUGAUGCCAGGGACUCAGCCCCCGUGUCUCUGAAUGGCAACUACAGGAGACCACAGCCAUCUGACAGCCGAGUGGUGCUGGUUUCUUUUAAGGAGGGCAGUGGACUGCAAGGUACUCUUACAGUCACAUCUCCACUCACGAGAAGCGAAUUGUUUCAGCAGCUGCUGGUCGGUGACCUAGCAGACCUGGCUGAUGGGCUCUAUCAGCUCCUACCAAGUGGCUCACAGAAGCUCCAUGGCAAGAAGAAAGACUUCAAGAACCAGGAGAGCGAGACUCCUGCCAAAUCCAAACCACAAACUCUGAAUUCAUCUCUUUGGAAGAAGAGCCAGACCGACCACUCUUUGGGAAAGUUAGGGCUGGCUAAAGAGGCUCUGUGCUUCAUCUCACUCGAGCAGAGAGUUAACCGUCAGCAAAAACAGUCUCACGCUGAGGGACAGCUGGUUCAGGCUCUCAGAGAUGCAGCUUUCCCUCAGCUCAACCUCAAGAGCUACCUGGACUGUAAAUCGGACUUAGCCCUCCCCACUAUCAGACACAUUCUCCAUGGACGGCCAACAGAUGAAGCUAAUGAGUUAGAACACUCCCUGCAAAGGAGCCUUCAAUAA
Messenger RNA from Cyclopterus lumpus (lumpfish), 1527 nucleotides. It is a transcript of the gene ca12, whose product is annotated as carbonic anhydrase XII. Gene Ontology annotation, molecular function: carbonate dehydratase activity; zinc ion binding. The record is from RefSeq and is a predicted model, not a curated record. NCBI's taxonomy places the organism in Eukaryota, Metazoa, Chordata, Actinopteri, Perciformes, Cyclopteridae. Gene Ontology annotation, cellular component: plasma membrane.